AUCCCCAUUGGGGCCACACAUAACACCACAAGACACCAGAAGGCAAAUUAAACCAGACGCUAAAUACUGCGCAGUUGUUUGAAUCCUGUGCUGUGUUUCCGGUUUCGUUUUACGUGGAAAGAUAAAAAAAGAAGGCAUAUCACAACGGGCUGUUAAAAGACUCAUCAAAUAGUCAAGGGGACAAACGAGCGAGUCUAAAAUGGAAUCUGGUAAACCCACUGCCCUCAUCCUGUCAGUGCUUCUUCUAACUGCAACCUUCCCAACAGGUUCUGCUAUGGGUUGGGGUGUAGUCAUAGGGGGUGUUGCAGCAGCAGUGGCCGCACCCUUUGCCUUGCCAGCUAUAGGGUUUGGAGCAGCUGGAAUAACAGCUGGGUCUUAUGCAGCAUCACUGAUGAGUGCAUCUGCCAUUGCCAAUGGUGGAGGAGUGGCUGCUGGAAGCAUGGUUGCUAUUGCACAGUCCUUAGGUGCUGCAGGCAUUGGAGCUUCAGGGGUGAUUUCAGCAGGAGCAGUUGGAGCAGCUGCAGGUGCAGCGGUGGAUCAUGCAAUGGAAUAGAAAAUGAUUGAUGUUAAAUGUUUGAUUUGAGUUCGAAUAUAGACAUAGAAAAAUGAUUAAUGUUAAAUGUUUGAUUUGAGUUCAAAUAUAGACAUAGAAAAAUGAUGUUAAAUGUUUGAUUUGAGUUCGAAUAUAGACAUAGAAAAAUGAUUAAUGUUAAAUGUUUGAUUUGAGUUCGAAUAUAGAAAUAGAAAAAUGAUUAAUGUUAAAUGUUUGAUUUGAGUUCGAACAUAGACAUAGAAAAAUGAUUAAUGUUAAAUGUUUGAUUUGAGUUCGAAUAGACAUAGAAAAAUGAUUGAUGUUAAAUGUUUGAUUUGAGUUCAAAUAGACAUACAAGGUAUACUUGUCAGCUUUAAAGAUGAGUCUGGUAUUUAGAUAACUCAGUGACCCAUUUAGCUUAGGCAAAAAGAAGAACAAUGCUCUUAAAACACAAAAUAUUUGUUAAGCAAGAUCAUUGUAAACCCUACUUUUCUGAUUGUUCUACUUUCUACAUUAUUGUCUCAAAACUUUCUUUGCAUGUUAUUUGUUUGUUUGGCUUAGAACUAACUCCAUUGUCUUAUUAAAAAUGUUUCUAGGUUUUGAAUUGUUAUCUGGUUUGCAUGUUGAAAUACAUAUACAGUAAUGAGAGAAAGUGUCCGCAUUACAUCGAGAAACAUUCCUAAAACUGAAGAAAAUGUAAAUCACUAUGGUCACAUAAAUAAACAUACUGAAUACAGGCCAAUA
Messenger RNA from Lingula anatina, 1276 nucleotides. RefSeq lists its product as uncharacterized. NCBI's taxonomy places the organism in Eukaryota, Metazoa, Brachiopoda, Lingulata, Lingulida, Lingulidae. Gene Ontology annotation, cellular component: membrane. The record is from RefSeq and is a predicted model, not a curated record.